AUGUACAUGGAGGUACCCCCAGAGAAGGACUGGGCCGCAGGGCAGGUGAGAUGGCCAAGUGGUGAAAAGCCCCCGGCUGCUGCCAAGCUGCUGGAGGACUUUGGCAUCAGCAGCUGUGGCCGGCACCACGGCCCAGGGCCCCUGCCUGAGCCCAGCCCUGCUGGGAGUCCCGUCAGCACCACGGACGGCACCCAGGAAGCCCGAGUUCCCCUGGACGGGGCGUUCUGGAUCCCGAGACCCCCGGCUGGGUCCCCCAAAGGCUGCUUCGCCUGCGUGUCCAAGCCCCCUGCCCUACAGGCUCCCGCGGCCCCAGCCCCCGAGCCCUUGGCCUCGCCCCCCAUGGCGCCCACUCUGUUCCCCAUGGAGUCCAAGAGCAGCAAGACGGACAGCGUGCGGGCCACAGGCGCCCCCCCAGCCUGCAAGCACUUGGCCGAGAAGAAGACCAUGACGAACCCCACGACAGUCGUCGAGGUGUACCCCGACACCACGGAGGUGAACGACUACUACCUGUGGUCCAUCUUCAACUUUGUCUACCUGAACUUCUGCUGCCUGGGCUUCAUAGCCCUGGCCUACUCCCUCAAGGUCCGGGACAAGAAGCUCCUUAAUGACCUGAAUGGGGCCGUGGAGGACGCCAAGACCGCCCGGCUGUUCAACAUCACCAGCUCCGCCCUGGCUGCCUCCUGUAUCAUCCUCGUCUUCGUCUUCCUGCGGUACCCACUCACCGACUACUGA
Molecule: messenger RNA, 732 nt
Organism: Orycteropus afer afer
Lineage: Eukaryota; Metazoa; Chordata; Mammalia; Tubulidentata; Orycteropodidae
Gene: IFITM10
Product: interferon induced transmembrane protein 10
Exons: 4
Coding region: 1-732 (243 amino acids)
Cellular component (GO): plasma membrane
Source: RefSeq, a predicted model, not a curated record